AUGUCAUCAUUUCCAGCCACGGCGCCCUUCAAGCUGCCCGCCGGCAGCCGGUGGGGCGUGGAGCUUGAACCAAGCGAAGUGGAUGAUGAGAACGAGGCAUUCCCCUUUGCGACAACUGCCCUUUCUUUUGCUCCGCCCACCGGAGCAGAGGGGCCCCGCCUUCCAUGGGGCAUUCGAAAGACGCUCCUCCAGGAAGGUUCUUCGCAGGACCAUCCGACGUCUGGCGAUGAGGUGCGCAUUCACUUCGAUGUGCGGCUUCUGGACGGGACAGCGAUUGGCUCGUCCAGGGACACCAAGCCCUUCGAGUUCAUCGUCAACCAAAGGCCGCUGGAGGUCAUCCAAGGCUUGGAGAUCGCGGUACAGACAAUGAAGAAGGGCGAAGUCGCGGAGUUCACGGUGGCGCCCAGGUUUGCCUAUGACGAUCUCGGCUCGCCGCCUUUGGUGCCCCCGGAUGCGACCCUUGUCUUCGAGAUCGAGCUCCUGGACUGGGAGAACAAGCUGGACGUGCUCGGGGAUGGUCGCGCCAUCAAGACGAUCCUUGAGAAGGGAACGCCGGGAACACUGGGCACACUGGGAAGCGCAAGGCCGCAACGAGGCCAAGACGUGGUCGUUUCCGUGACCAUCACAUCCCGCAAAGGGGACGUGCUUCUGGAACGCAGCAAGUUGGAUCAUACCGUCGGCUCCAAGGACUUCGGCACUGUUUCUGGUAUCAUCACGGAGGUGCUGCUGACCAUGAGCGAAGGCGAACGCUGCCAGGUCCUGCUGCGACGAUUUGCAGGCGACAAGAUGGUGGACUCCACUCACAGUGGCGCUACUGUGGACUUGCUGUUGGAGCGAGUGUAUGUGGCAUUGGACCUCCUGCCCGAGCUCUCUGAGCAGGGUGGUUUGCUGGUGAAGAAGCUUGUCACAGCUGGAAGCGAGGAUCCUCCUCAAGAUGCGGAUCUAGUAGCUUUGAGGGUGGACCGAGUCUUGGUCGGCCCUUCGGCAAAAGUCCACGUGUUGGACAAGGUUCUGAAUUUUCCACUUGGGAGCGGGGAUGUCUGCGACGCCCUGGACUUUGCAGCUGCCUCUAUGCGUGUCGGCGAAGAGGCCAAACUGGUUUGCAGAAGCCCGCUCAAUUUUUCCGACGCACAGCUUGGCCUGACUGGCCUGACUUCUGAUUUCGCGCUCGAGGCCACCUUUGAAGUGAAGCUUCUGAGCGUUGCCAGACAGGCAAACGCGGCCAACGCGGCCCUGCCCCUCGACGAGCGCCUCCAGUUGGCGGAGCGGCGCAAAGACAUCGCCACGAACUCGUUCAAAGAGGGCCGCUAUUGCUUCGCCUUGGAGCUGUAUCGGAGGCUGGCAGAGGCCCUCUGA
Messenger RNA from Symbiodinium natans, 1356 nucleotides. The record is from the annotation of a GenBank genome assembly. Lineage: Eukaryota; Dinophyceae; Suessiales; Symbiodiniaceae.